Messenger RNA from Nothoprocta perdicaria, 1365 nucleotides. RefSeq names its product RNA binding motif protein X-linked 2 (gene RBMX2). Gene Ontology annotation, biological process: mRNA splicing, via spliceosome. The transcript is spliced from 6 exons. The record is from RefSeq and is a predicted model, not a curated record. Gene Ontology annotation, molecular function: RNA binding. Gene Ontology annotation, cellular component: precatalytic spliceosome; U2 snRNP; catalytic step 2 spliceosome. Bases 1 to 927 code for a protein of 308 amino acids. Lineage: Eukaryota; Metazoa; Chordata; Aves; Tinamiformes; Tinamidae.
AUGAACCCGCUGACCAAGGUGAAGCUGAUCAACGAGCUGAACGCGCGGGAGGCGGAGCUGGGCGUGCAGGAGGCGGUGUCGUGGCACGCCGAGUACAAGGACAGCGCCUGGGUCUUCGUGGGCGGGCUGCCCUACGAGCUCACCGAGGGCGACAUCAUCUGCGUCUUCUCGCAGUAUGGAGAGGUGGUGAACAUUAACCUGGUGCGGGACAAGAAGACGGGAAAGUCCAAAGGCUUCUGCUUCCUCUGUUACGAGGACCAGAGAAGCACAAUUCUUGCCGUAGACAACUUUAACGGCAUCAAGAUCAAAGGCAGGACCAUCCGAGUGGACCAUGUGGCUAACUACCGACCCCCCAAGGACUCCGAUGACUUGGAUGAAGUCACCAAAACCCUCCGUGAAAAGGGCUGUGGAGUUAAAACGCCACCUCACACAUCAUCCGAUUCAUCGUCAGAAGAUGACAGCCCACCAGUAAAGAAGCAGAAAGAUAAAGAGAGGAGCAGGCGAGAACGGCAGAAGCAGAGCCAGCGUGCUGCAAAGGGGUCCGCGUCUGCGGAGGAGUCACAGCCAAGAAUCAAAAUUAAAAAGGAGAAAGAGGAUCCUGCCUAUGACCGCUAUGCCAAUGUGAGUCAGCAGUCCUGGAAUGGGUCGGAGAAGAAACACGCGAGCAGGACGCAGCGGGAAGAGGAAGAGCAGAGGCACCAGAGAGCUCUGGAGAGAAGAGGAGACAAGAGCUACCAGGAGCAGCGGGGACAAAGCAGCUCGCGGAAGGAGAGAGCCGAGAGCAGCAGAAAGGGAGAAGGGCACAGCAGCAGGCGGGAGGAGCGUCUCGAGGGAACCAGAUCCAGGGACCACCGGGAGAGCAGUGCCAGAGAGUCGCACUCCCGGCGCAGGGAGCCGAGUACCACUAGGGAUUCCAGCCGUCGCUAGGCUGGGGAUGAGCGGCACCAGGAGCCGUGGCUGCUCCGACCAAGCGCCUGGGCUUAUCCAAGCUGUCAUGAAGCCUCYGGGAGGAUGUCACAGCUCGACUGCCGGUUUCCACCAGUUCUAGCAUUAGACUGAGGAUCUCCUCGAGGUUCUCCCCGUUUCUGGCGCAGUUGCGGCUGUGAAUUAGGUUGUUGCUUUGUUUGGCCCUUGUGGGCUGUGGCACCUUGCAGUGUUAACGGUGGUUGGCAUCAAGCUGUUCAGUGCCACUCGAAAGCCAUCCCUGGGCUGCGGGCAUUCCCUGAGCAGCCCCUGCCAGCAGCCCUGCUGGGACUGGUUCCCAUUUCCCUCCCCACAUGGCGCUCGCUCCCACUGCUCUCGUUGUGGUGGGAGAGGGCUGGGAGUCUUGAGGGCCACGGGAGCCAAAGGCAGGGUGCACAUCUG